Messenger RNA from Phasianus colchicus (ring-necked pheasant), 4813 nucleotides. It is a transcript of the gene LEFTY1, whose product is annotated as left-right determination factor 1. Gene Ontology annotation, biological process: anterior/posterior axis specification. Gene Ontology annotation, molecular function: growth factor activity; transforming growth factor beta receptor binding; cytokine activity. The record is from RefSeq and is a predicted model, not a curated record. NCBI's taxonomy places the organism in Eukaryota, Metazoa, Chordata, Aves, Galliformes, Phasianidae. Gene Ontology annotation, cellular component: extracellular region.
UCCAGUCUCUAUACAGAAAGUCUGCUGAACAAAUUAGAACAUCUCUAACAAAAACUAUGGCCUUUCACAUCACUCAAGCAAAGGCCAUUCUGGUAUGGACCCAACUGUAAUAUAACAGAAUUAUGUUCAUGAGAGUUCAGUUCUUGGAAAAUCAGAUCUUCACUGAUGCACUGCAAAUGUGUUUGAACCCUUCCUGUUUCACAGGGUAAUAGCCACGUAAUUAGGCUAAGCCUUUCACACUUUCUCUUUUAAUUCAUUAGAUUUAUUUACCAAAAAUCAUUGCAUAGAUAUGCCCAGUAAAUAUCUUAGAGAUCUGUGUGAAACUAGCUAAAAGCUUAAAUAUGGAGCUUCUCUCUUCACUGCAUUCAGGCUUCCAUUAAAACUGUAAGUUCCUCAGACAUCAUGGCCUGCAGCCCCCCAUAAAUCCUCUGCUUGACACCCUGAAUGCACCAUGGAGGCUCUAAUACACAUUACCCAAAAAGAGCUACUAUAAAAUUCCUGACCUUUUCUUGUUUGUGUGACAAAGGGAGAAUGCCAACUCCACCAGUCGGACCAGAUAAUCACUCUCCUGUGAAAAGCCUACAAUCCACAUCCUCUGUUUUCUUCUUCACUGAACUUCCACCGCAUUUGCUCAAUCAUUUUUUUAUGUGUGAAGUCCAUAAAUCACCAUCCAAUACACAUAAGACAAGGAAGAGAUUUCAUCCUGGUAGUUCAGAUAUCAGCCACAGGAGAUGUCACAUCUUGUAUCCAGAAGUGCCGGGUGCUGUGGUGUUCUCAGGCAUUAUCAUCUCUUAAUGCAGGUUUAUUUCAGCAGCCCUCACUAUACAGCAGGACCAAUCGCUUGAGUAAAGAUAAAAUGGACAGACAAAGGUCUACAGGACAUUUUCUGCAAAAGGCUCAACAGGCAGAACAGGCAGUAUCAGAGAUGCUCAGUCAGGCUCUUUCAGAACCUUUGCCCUCCUCCUUGCCCAGGAAGUCUGCCUCAGCUCAUACUGCCUUCAGUGGGAGAUGAAUUGCACCCAAGGCUUUUGUAAGAGCUCAGUACUUUGGGUCCUGCAGCCACAGGACACAGGGCAUUCAGCCCAUACGCUGGGUGAAAAUGGACUGCUUCUUCCUCAUUUACAGAGACAGAAGUAGUUCAAAGAUCUGUUGUUGAUAAUGAAAGUAUUUUGUACUUAUGCUCCAGACAUCCCAUGCUUCUUCCUGCUGGAGAAGGAUGAGAAUCUGCCCCAAAUGCUGAGUUCCUCAAGAAUGUCACUGCUCAAGUUUUAUUUUUUCAAUUAUCUUCUCCUUUUCUCAGUUUUAAAAACAUGCCAGCAAAGGCCAAGGAAGUCAAGGAUGUGAGCUCCAGGUUUUAAGAUUACUUCAAGGCAAACAGCAGCCUCCUGCACCCAGCCUCCCUUCACCUUUACUCUUCAGAACACCAACAAUUAUUAUUGGGGUUGUGGAGAAGCAGAGUGGUUUCUUGUGUUCGCUGAGAGAUUAUCUGCCUGAAAAUAAAGCCAUCUGCUCUUAAGCACAGGCAUUAUUCAGCCCACAUCUAAAAUGCCAGGAUUGUGCCUCUUCUGCUUACCUCCCAGUGAUCUAUAGGCAAUGUAAAAGGCCAUAACCCAUCCAACCACCUUGAUUCAAUGCUAUGAUCAUCUAUUCAGAGAUCAUAAUGGAAUCUGCCCUCCCCCUUCUCCCCCCCCGAUAUUUUAAAUUAUUUUGUAAUGCCCACCAUAAAGGCAGAUGUUCUGCUGGAACUUUAUUCUCCUGAUAGAUACUGGCCACUUCAGGCAGCAGCUCCAUCGAUGUGUGAUGCUGCUCACUCAGGGGAUUUUUAGGCAGAAGUUUACAGGGAGUUAAAAGAGCAGGGAAAUGUCUUCCCGGUACAGGAAUCUGGGAGCUCCCCUAAGCCCCCAAUGCCUGGUGGUGUGCGGAGGUGUUAAACUGGCAUGUGUCUAUCGAGGCGGGGGUGAGCCUUUUAAGUCCCCUGCUUCUUCCCCACUUGUGGAAUUUGUUGUGCCAGUGGGAUGAGGCUGGCUAUAAAACCUCUGUCCCACUCCACAGCCAGCGAGUGCAUCGCAGCCCCGCUGACAUCCCUGUUCCUCCCUGCGAGCCACCAACAGGGCAGGAUGGAGGCAAGCUUCACCCGGAUGCUCUAUGUGCUCUCUCUGGUUGCCAUGGCCUAUGCCUUCACCCAGGAAGGGUUCAAGGAAGUGAUGCUGAAGCAGUUGGGGCUCUCUGAAGUCCCUAAGCUUCAUAAGAGAGACCUGGUGGACCUGGUCAUCCCUGAGCAUGUGAAGAACAAGUACAUCUCCAUGCUGAAGCGGCACAGGGGGAAGCGUCGUGCUGCUCCCAGCUUGGCCAGCAUCCUGCAGGGGAUCCCCGGAAAUGCAGAAGUCUUCUACUCUGAUCCCAUGCGCCAGAACUUCAUCUUUGACAUGGAGGGAAGGAUACCAAAAAACAGUGAAGUGACAAUGGCUGAACUGAAGCUUUUCAAGAAGCCCUUGGAUAGAGUGAACCUGCCAGCCAGGCAGCCCCAUCGGCCCGUCUCCAAUGCCAGGGUCAGCAUCUACUGGGUGCAGAGACAGCAUGAUGGCACAAACAGGACCUCACUGAUUGACUCCCGGCUGGUUCCCAUAAAAGAGUCUGGCUGGAAGAACUUUGAUGUGACGCAGGCUGUGCACUACUGGCUGCGGAACAAGAGGCAGGAGCCAAUGGUCCUGCAGGUGUGGAUCGAAGGGGAAAUGGUGGGCAGCUACGCUGCAGAGGUUGCCAAAGCCGUGAGCUUCACCUCACAGGAUGCUGGGGACAGAGCUGUGGGAAGACCCGAGCUGGUGCUCUACACCCUUGACUUGGAGGACUAUGGGGGCCCUGGGGACUGCAAGGAUGGAGCGCAGGCAGGAAAGUCCACCUGCUGCCGGCAGAAGCACUACAUCAACUUCCGUGAGCUCUCCUGGACGCAAUACUGGGUCAUUGAGCCGGCAGGAUACCAGGCUUACAGCUGCCGGGGGGGCUGCCUGCAGCUUCCCGGCCCACUGCAGCGCUGGGGAGGCAGGGAGCGUGCCUGUGCUGUGGCUGAAAGCUCCCCACUCCCUAUCAUGUACCUGGUCCAGAGGGGCAACCACACUGAGAUUGAGGCAACUGAGUUUCCCAAUAUGAUCACUGAGAAGUGCAGCUGCAUGGCAGAUGGUGCAGCACUUCUGUGAGGGACUGACUUAGGGGAGGAACGGUGCUGGUGGGUCUGGAGGAGGUGCACCUCCCUAGGUUUGGUGUGGCUGCCUCUGAGUAAUUUCAGUCCCCACUGCAGGGCACUGCAUGCAGCUGCAGGUGAAAGGCAAGGACAGUGAUCACAGUCAGGUGCAGAAGUCAAGCCUGGGUUUGGAUUUUAGUUCCUCUGUUCCCUGUGCUUUGUACAUUUUGGUCCUUGUCUGCCCCAAAUUGUGUUUACUAUGGAUAGCAGAGCAAAAGCACUUACAUGUAUAUGUUGUAUACACACACAGAUGCACAUGUAUAACAAAUACAUGUACAUAUAUAUGUAUGUAUUGUAUACAUGCAUAUUGUAUAUAUACACAUUUUCUACAUACAUACAUAUAUGUACAUAGAAUUUUGCCUAGAGCUAAAAUGAAUGUAUAUAUGUAAGUAUGCAUUGUAUGCAUAUAUCUGUAGAUACACAUGUACAUACAAUAUUGUCCAGAACUCAAAGGACAGUAUUGUUGGUCCCUGUACCAAGGAUUUGGCAGUUUUAAGCAGAAUUUAGAGUCCUGAAGCCAGUGGACAUAUUGGGACUUGGGUUUGCUUGCACAAACAAGUGUUUAUAGAUUUUUUCUCAUUUUUCUGAUUGUGUAUUACAGUUUUUUCAACUAUUUUUCUAGUCUUAAUUGCUUUCAAAAUUAAGUAAACAAUAAAAUAUGAUUAUUUAAAUAGCCAUGUUUGCUUAUAAUUAUUCCUAGGUAUAAAAGUGGAAGAAAAAAAUCUGUAACAUUUCUGACUGUACCCCAGUUCUCAGCUUCUUCAUGCACACACCCAACAACAGUCCUCAGCUGUGCAUGUGUCUCUGCCUGCUCAUGAUAAAGAUCAUUUGCUUAUGCAGGCAGGGACAGGGCUGAAUCAGGGAGGAGCAUGCACCACUGGUGCUUCUCCUCAUGCAAUGUCAGGUGUAAUCUCCUUUUGAACAACACAGAAUCAUAGAAAAUGCUCCUUGAACUCUGACACUGGGGCCGUGUCCACCGUCCUCUGGUGCAGACCCUUUCCCUAGCCCCCAGCUGCGGCUCCCCUGACACAGCUCCAUGCCAUCUCCUCACAUACCUUUGCCCUUCAGACCCUUCUCCAUCCUUGCAGCUCUCCUUCGGACACUCUCUAAUUGAUUUAUGUCCUUCCAUCCUCAAACAAGUACUGGGUUGCUGACUGGAGUGUCACUGAUGGUAACUGACUCCUACACUAGAGUAGGCUGCACGUGGAGCGUAGCCUAUGGGCCAGACAUAGACAAACCUUUCCCCAAGUGCCUUGGAGAUACUCAAAAGCUGUCUGGACGUAGUUCUGGACAACCUGCUCUAGGUAUCCCUGCUUGAGCAGCAGGGUUAUGCAAGGUGACCUCCAGAGAUGGCUUCUUACCUCAACCACUCUGUAAUGAUGUGAAGAGGAGGACUGGAUGGGCCCAGCUGUGACUUCAGCUUAUCUAUCAGGAAGUAAGGUGUCCCUGCCACCCUGCAGGAGGCCAGCUCUGAGGUCACCAGCCAUACCUGUCUUCACCUCAGCCUGUGGAUGGGCUGGUACCUCCCACCUGUGUAAAUGCUGAUGACAAAAAAAGAAAAAAGCUUUAAGGGGA